Messenger RNA from Balearica regulorum gibbericeps (East African grey crowned-crane), 645 nucleotides. RefSeq names its product hemoglobin subunit beta. The record is from RefSeq and is a predicted model, not a curated record. Gene Ontology annotation, cellular component: blood microparticle; hemoglobin complex; haptoglobin-hemoglobin complex. Gene Ontology annotation, biological process: oxygen transport; hydrogen peroxide catabolic process. Gene Ontology annotation, molecular function: oxygen carrier activity; organic acid binding; oxygen binding. NCBI's taxonomy places the organism in Eukaryota, Metazoa, Chordata, Aves, Gruiformes, Gruidae.
AUCCCCUCGGGAGCAAGAGCCAAGACUUCCUCCGUACCAGCCACACGCUACCCUCCACCCACCACCAUGGUGCACUGGUCAGCCGAAGAGAAGCAGCUCAUCACCGGCCUCUGGGGCAAGGUCAAUGUGGCCGAUUGCGGUGCCGAGGACCCGCGAUUGCGGUGCCGAGGCCCUGGCCAGGCUGCUGAUCGUCUACCCCUGGACCCAGAGGUUCUUCGCUUCCUUCGGAAACCUCUCCAGCCCCACCGCCAUCCUCGGCAACCCCAUGGUCCGUGCUCAUGGCAAGAAAGUGCUCACCUCCUUCGGGGAAGCCGUCAAGAACCUGGACAACAUCAAGAACACCUUCGCCCAGCUGUCCGAGCUGCACUGCGACAAGCUGCACGUGGACCCCGAGAACUUCAGGCUCCUGGGUGACAUCCUGAUCAUCGUCCUGGCUGCCCACUUCGCCAAGGAUUUCACUCCCGACUGCCAGGCUGCCUGGCAAAAGCUGGUCCGCGUGGUCGCUCACGCUCUGGCCCGCAAGUACCACUAAAGCGGCAGCAGGAAAGCCCCGGCAGCAUCCUCCAGCUGCAUGUCGUGCACCGUCUGACAUGCUGCUCUGGAGCUGACAGCUUCUAACAGUCAAAUAAAGCUCACCCUGUGAAG